Molecule: messenger RNA, 818 nt
Organism: Tauraco erythrolophus (red-crested turaco)
Lineage: Eukaryota; Metazoa; Chordata; Aves; Musophagiformes; Musophagidae
Source: RefSeq, a predicted model, not a curated record
AUGGAGAACAAGGACGGUCCUGAUGACUUCGCAGAGCAGAGUCAUGAUGACUUCGCUAUUACAGUCGUGCUGUUUGCAGCACUGAGGCGGCAGCGGAAAAAAGAGCCUUUGAUUAUUUCGAAAGAAGACAUCAGAGACAACAUUGUCAGUUAUAAUGAUGAAGGUGGUGGAGAGGAAGACACCCAGGCGUUUGAUAUCGGCACGCUGAGGAAUCCCGAAGCCAUAGACGAUAAUAAAUUACGCAGAGACAUUGUGCCCGAAACACUUUUUAUGCCACGGCGGACUGCAACAGUGCGAGAUAACACAGAUGUCAGAGAUUUCAUUAACCAAAGGUUAAAGGAAAAUGACAUAGAUCCAACGGCACCCCCGUAUGACUCAUUAGCAACCUACGCGUACGAAGGUAAUGGUUCCAUGGCAGAGUCCCUCAGCUCCUUGGAGUCGGUGACUACGGACGGAGAUCAGGACUACGAUUACCUUAGUGACUGGGGGCCUCGGUUUAAAAAGCUGGCAGAUAUGUAUGGCGCAAUGGACAGUGACAAAGACUCUUAAUAUGUUGCCUUUCUUUUUCUUUCUUUUUUUUUUUCCCUUUCUCAUUUUCAGAAACAGCAUUGAAAUAUGUGAAGUGGCUAAUUCUUUCUAUUUCUCCACAGCUGUGUGAAAGGGUUCUCUAUUCUACCCAUUCCAAUUGUCUAAUGACUGCAGUCUAUGUGGGUAGGCCAUCAGAAAACUUUUUCUAGCAUCAUUUUAUCAGCUUCCAAGAGGCAAAGUUCUUAUUUUUCAGUGCAUCCAGUUUACCAAGUCAAUCUUACAGUCACAGC